Molecule: messenger RNA, 529 nt
Organism: Antechinus flavipes (yellow-footed antechinus)
Lineage: Eukaryota; Metazoa; Chordata; Mammalia; Dasyuromorphia; Dasyuridae
Gene: MIF
Product: macrophage migration inhibitory factor
Exons: 3
Coding region: 86-433 (115 amino acids)
Molecular function (GO): phenylpyruvate tautomerase activity; cytokine activity
Source: RefSeq, a predicted model, not a curated record
UCCGUGCGCUGUCCAUCGCGGUGCUCGGCGUGUGAGGACGUGCAGACUUUUCCCGGUCCGGCCCAGCCCCCGUCCCGCCGCCGAGAUGCCCAUGUUCGUGGUGCAGACCAACGUGCCCCGCUCCGCGGUGCCCGACUCCCUGCUGGGCGAGCUCACGGCGCAGCUGGCCAAGGCCACGGGCAAGCCCGCCCAGUACAUCGCUGUGCACAUCUCGGCGGAUCAGCUGAUGGCCUUCGGGGGCUCCUCGGACCCGUGCGCCCUCUGCAGCCUGCACAGCAUCGGCAAGAUCGGCGGGCCCCAGAACAAGGCGUACAGCAAGCAGCUCUGCGAGCUGCUCACCAAGCACCUCAAAAUCCCCGGGGACAGGAUCUAUAUCAAUUACUACGACAUGAACGCAGCCAAUGUGGGCUGGAACGGCUCCACCUUUGCCUGAGCCCCCGCUCCCCAGUCCGAGCAUGUGCCCCCUGGCCGCCCCCGUGCCCCUCUAACUGGUGUUACUGCUGACAAAGAAUAAAGAUCAUUCAGUGUC